Messenger RNA from Effrenium voratum, 14821 nucleotides. The record is from the annotation of a GenBank genome assembly. NCBI's taxonomy places the organism in Eukaryota, Dinophyceae, Suessiales, Symbiodiniaceae.
AUGACGUGGGAAGGAAGCUUUAUGGGAGUUCUUGGAAAGAAUGGAGUGGUGAAGUCUGUCCGCUUCCACCCUGGCGAUGACAAAGCGCGCCAGAUUUGUGUGGUCAAUGUGCAUGAAGGGCCAGAGAUAUCCCUCCCAGGUGCCUCCUUGACGGUUAUCGAAGAUGAUGAAAGUGACAAGGAGAGCGUAGACAAAGGUAGUGACGAAGAAGAGGAGGAAGAAGAAGAGGCCAUGCUCUUGCCUCACGGAAGGUCUCUGAGAUGUUUUCGGGAGCUCGUGUGGCCUCAGCGUUUGGCUCAAGAAAAAAGACGAGCCUUCGAGCCUUCGGUUCGGGACAUGACGGUGAACGACACCAAGGCAGCGAUCCGCACCUUUAAGGCAGCGGUGGAAGGUGUGGCCAGCGCUGUCAAGGGUGAAUGCUCAGCUUAUGUUGAGGACUUUUUUGCCUGCUUUGCGCACCGCUAUCAGCUGAGCUCCUGCGGGGAUGCUACGGUUUCCAAGAUGCUGAAGUGUCAGGUCAUCCUGGAGUUGGGUGACAGCGAAACCAAUGUGAAGUACGAGGACGGCCGCACCAAGCGCGUCGCCAACACCCGUUUGCGCCCGCUGGAGCGUGUCACUCGCGAUGCGACUGGCUAUUCAGGUGAUAGCAGCUUCAAUGACUUCCGCUUCACCAAAAACUGCCUGCCGACCGGCAUUGAGGAGCGGAUGCAGGAUAUUGACAUCAUUCUUGGCUCUUCCGCCAAGGUCCGCCUGGCCGACAGCCACCGGCGGUUAGGGGACUCCCCCUGGUCGCUGUUCCAAGCCAGCUUCCCGGAUCCGCACUCCACGGAUGAGCUGUGCGUGGUCGCGGAGGACAAGCCGCACAAACGCAAGUGGAAGGUGCUGACAAAGGAGAACGGCUUGCUGGUUAGUGCGGAUGCAGAUCCGAACUCAAAGGAGCUGUGCAGGCUGCCAGCCAAUGCCGUGGUUGUAGAGGAUGGCAUUCCGCCCAAGCGGUUGCCAACUGGCGAGCGCCGGCUUCGAAUCCGCUACAAGGCUGAUGCUGCGAAGCAAGCAGAAGGCGACCUGAUUGAUGCCAUGGAGCCGGAGGAGUAUGUCGUAGAGGUGGAAGCAGGAUACUUCGGAGGUCACUGUGGCACAGCGGCCACCUCCAUCCGAGUGUGCUCGAAGGGGGUAUUGAAGACCCUGAACUUCAGGCCAGGAGUGGAGGGCGGGUCAGCAGGCAUCGACAGCGAGCCGGGCAACAACAUGGGCUGGACUCCUCGAGACCGCACCAUGCACGUAGUGCGGAUCACGAUACGCAAAACCGGCUGGCACUCCUUCGAGAUCGUGGACGGCACGGAUGUGGAGAAGACCUGGUCGAAGGACUUCAAGGUCCUUGGAUGGUUUGACGACUACAAGGGCAUCUCGGGCAUCUCCAUCACCGAUCCUGACAACGAAGAACUGGAGCUGGGCAAGGAGCGUGAGUACCACAACAGCGGAACCCACAAGCUGCGCCUGCGGAGGAUGGGGGAGGUGACGGCCGAUGUGGACGACAAAUUCGAUCCUCGUGGUUGGGUCACAAUCCGCAAGACAGACCUGGAAUUGGUUGAGGAGCCCCAUGGCCAGAAGCCCGCCAAGGGCCCUCAGUGCUUCCUGAGGGCUGGUCUUGCCGAGCGACCCACUACCAGCAACAGGUAUCUUCGAUCAGAUCGAUGGCACACAAUCACUGUCACGUCGGACUGCACAGAUCGCACGGUUCUGGUCUUCCUGGAUGGCGUGCAAGCAACAGAAAAGGAGAUCAACAUUGGCGCCACUGCUGCUGGACUUGGAUCGGAUGAUGCGGGAAGAAGGGUGCAGGGUCCUGUCAGCCCUUUGGAGAUGCUGACGACCAGCCUGAGCGCAACUGUUUCUCCAUACGCUGUGCCGCAGGCAGGCUUUCUCCUGUUCGCCAGCAGCAGUGCUCGUGGGAUGCCGGGAGGUAUCAUGUUGAGACGGAUCACCUUCUACAAUACGACAUUGGGUAGCCAGCAAGUGGAGGAGCAGUACCUCAACUCUCGCUACCAGCGUGAGAAGAAGCCGCCGCCACAACAGCUUGCCCUCAGUCCAGCCAUGAAGAAGUCAGCGCCGUAUCUCUGGGUGCACGGUUCCUUCCUUUGCGAAUUUGCUGAUUGCUUCAUCUCCAGUGCGGGUGGAGACUUGGUUCACCUUCUCCGGGCGUUUACCCUCGGUCUUGAGGGUGCCUGCAAGAGUAUCAGUGACAGCCCUGCUGGUGGCAAGCCGCUCUGGUCACCGGAUCAGCAAACCGCGCUGCUGGACGCAGUGGAGCUCUUUCAAAGGUCAGAACCUCUCUUCAAGAAAUGGCAGCCGCUUUGGACAGCAGAGGAGCACGCGGUUCCUUCGCUGGCAGCGUCAUAUGUCCGACGGCUUCAAACGGUGCGGCAGAACUUGCGAAAUCAAGGGGGUCGCUUGCUCAUCCCGCUUGGGAUUAAGACCCUAGACGUCGGUGCUCAGAUGAUCAUGCUGAUUCUGGAGAAGCGGGAUGCGCAGACUUACCGCCUGACCGUCAUCAACUCCGGAUCACCUGGGUUGGACUGGCACGCCUGUUCUUCAGCGGAACCGCCAAAGUUCAAGAGUCAGGCAGCACUGGCGCUCGACAACAUUCCCAGCUGGAAAGCAGAAGACGACGCUUUCUGGGCGAUGCUUGUCAUCACUUCUGCCGUUCCGCCCAGCCCCAUGAUGGGCAAGGAGCCUCUCCCCCUGUACGACAAGUUCAUCCCCUGGCUCAUCGGUUGUCCCUUGGAGCACUACUUGGUGACCAGCAUUUAUGCAUUCGACGGUCAGGCGCCAGAGACCGAGCAGUGCGAAGCUGGGCAGGACCUCCGGACGCCGCAAUAUGGGGGUACUGGUGCGUGGCGCUGUAUGACCUUCGCCUUGCGCUUCCUGCUGCGAGACCGGGGGCUGCCGGUAGUCAGCGCCAAGCUGGUAAAGUGGCAUCUGCGGCGGUCCUUCUUGAAGCUGUCCAUCAAGGACCUGGCCUCUGCCCGGGCUCUCUCCACAUCAGAGCGGACGGUGCUGAGGAUAGGAGCCAAGCAAUUCGCACUGGGCGCUGUGAAGGUGAGCAAUCGCCUGGCGCAAGAUGCGCCGGAGAUGGCAGGGGCUGCCGAGAGACUUCUCAGUGAUGCACGCACAGUGGUUUCUGAGCUGGAGGCGGCCGUGGUGGCCAAACCGGGAGCGCACCAUGUGUGGAACGACCCAUCCGUCUUGCCUGUGCUGGACCUACAGAGUGGUGCAGAGGACCAGCAACCGGAAGCCUGGGGUCUCCACCCCUUCUUCGAGCGGCUGCUGCGCACGGACGUGAGCCCUGGGGCUGCCACUGGGGUGCCGCUUCUGGUGCCCAUUAACCUCAUGCAAGUUCCCACCGUGGUGAAGGAUUUGGACGAGGCCCAUCGAGCCCUGCAGCUCUGCGAGAUCCUUUGCGCCAAGUUGGCCUUUGUAGGCAAAGAGCGGUGCAAGUUUUCUCCGUAUCUCAGAGUGUCUCUGCUGCAGCAUGUGUUCACAGAGCUCGUGCCGCUACCUUUGGGCCCAGCCACGCAGAAGGCGCCGCUGAACCUGCGUGACCACAUUUGGGCACCCGAAGGUUGGGAUGCAGUCCAUCCGCAGAUGACCAGGGCUGGUCAGCUGGAACUGCUGCUGAUUCUCAGACGUUUGGCGGAGCACUUUGCGGCGGCUUCAUGCACCCUCGCCUCCAACAAAGGCUUCGACGCAACAAAGAUCACCGUCUUUGGCGCCAUCGCAAGCAUCGCAGACAGAGUUGCGAGAACCACGGUGCGAAGAUCUAGAGACGUCGGGGCUGAAGAGGGCCCGUCCGCCCUCACCGAAGCCAUGAAUGGCAAGCUUGGGCAACGCCCUGUGGCCGUGGAUCCCAACACAUUCCUGGUGCAGUCGGAGACCAUCGAGACUGCGGCUCCGGAGCUGAAUUUGGCGCGCACGGCGAUUUGUGCUUACUUCUGUGAAGUGAUGAGCCACUAUGAAAUCAAGAAAUUGAAGGACGAGACCAUGUUCGACUGGGACACCUACGGAUGGAUGAUGUACGUCGAGCGCGAAAAGGGUCUGGAGCGAGUUGUGAAGCAAAUGUGCGCCAAGCACCUUCUUGAGACUGGCAAGGAUUGGGGCAAGCUCGUUGCUGGUCACCAGUCGGAGAAUGCUUACCUGGUUCGGACCUGGCCUGAGUUUGCAGCGUUGCGGGACAUCAUCUUUUUCUGGAAGUAUUUCCUCUGCACUGACUUGCGCGUCUUCCCUGAUACGAGCAACUGGCCGCUGCAGGCCGCCUACCUGGCCUGGAACGUCGCCAAUGAAAGCGAGGUGUUUGGACCGCCGACCAACCGAGGCGCCAUCUUCCAGGUUAGUGCCUUUGGCCAGGAUCAUGUGCUCAAGACGAACGAGCCCAACUACAGGCCGAAGCCGUCGGCUAGUGGCCACCGCUAUGCCAGCGCAGCCCUCGCAUCCAAGUACACUGGCCGAGCUGUGGUCCGAACAGAGGAUGACCUGCUGUACCUUCGCUCGUUGCCUACAUUUGAGGACAGGCUGCGGCCCUCGGAUUCUGAGGCCUUGCUGUCCUUCCUGACGGUUCCGUACAUCCGCAUGCCUUUGAUGCUGUCGUUCUUCACAUCUGCAGAUCGCGUCAACUGCUUGUUCAGCGAUACUCUGCGCUCCAUCCUGCACGCGGUGGUGCUGGAGCCAGGGAAGUUCCUCAUGCCUGGACGUUGGAACGAGUGCCCGCAAAUGGUGCCGGCAGCCAGCGCUGCGGAGGCAGAGUUGCUGGCCACACCAUUCGGGCAGCUUCUGACGGAGCUUUCCUGCUCCCCCAAAAUGCCGCUGUCGCUCUCUGGCCGUUUGCUGGAGCUCGCACUGGUCUUGGCCAACUCGGUCACCUCCGACACGGUCGGGGUGGUCCUCUUUGCCGUGCGCGUGGCGGCUCGUGUGGAAUCUGCCACUUCGCUGCUGUUGCGCGCCCACAGCGGCGGCAUCACCUCCUCGCCGCUGCUGGCGGCAUCUCUGAACAUGAGCGAGAGUGUCCUGGCCGAAUUGCGGUCUGGCAAGCAGUACUUGAGGCGACUCUUCCAGGAGGCUUUCCAAUGGAUCGACACGUGGCUGGACGAGCUCAAGGACCUCAUCAAGAAGGAAGCCAGUGCUCAGGACUCUGGGCGCCCUGAGGCACAGCGGGCUCGGGAGGCUGAGACGAAGCAAAAGAGGGUGGACGAGCACAUGCGCUGCGCCUGCAACCUUCACGCGCAUUCCAUCCUGAUGUUGCGCAACGUGGACUUGGAGGAAGACGGCCCCGCCUCAGUGUCCAAGCUGCUGUCGUCCUUCGCCUUCCUGUCGAUGCACCAUACGUUCAAUCUUCAAGAUGGACUGGAGAUACCAGAGCCCGAGCUGUUUGAGAUAUACCACCGCCAUCGGCGACAUCUUGUAGGCUGGUUUGAAACCAGGAUGGAGAAGAAGGAGUACAAGAGCUUCAAUACUGUCCUCCAGACAGUGCACGAGCAGUUCUCCGCCUUGGACGCUGCCAGCUCCAUCGACACGGCGGAGUUUGAGUGGGGCUCGAUUGGAGGGGACCUGCACAACGCGGGCCGCUACUGCGUGGUUGGCCGCAAGCGCUCGGAGGCGGAGCGGGGCGAAAUCACUAGUGUAACUGAGGACAAGUCUGGUGCAACCUGGGUGGAGCUCAACGUGCAGUUGCUGCAAGUCACCGUGCGCGGACGCUACGUCACUCCUUUGGAGGAGGAAACCUCCGGACACACCGACUUCAGAGACAUCCUUCGGCUUCGCGGCCGCGAGGCUAAGACGGUCCAGUGUGCGGCGCUACUUUCCACAGACCUUGUGAAGGUGCGAGAGCUGCUCUCCUUUCCUUUCAGGACACUGCACUGGAAUGAGCGCCCCAGCAAUGCGCUACCUGUGCUUGCUGAUGCUGACCGCAUCUAUGAUGUGGAGGACCUGGAUGCUUCGGAGGGCUUCAUUGCCGAGCUUUUCGAGCCAGUGCGGCGGCAGUUCUUCGCCCAGCCAGUGGUGCCACAGGACAUCCUCUUCUUCUUGCAGGAAGAGAUCCCGGAGGGAGCGGCUGUGGCGGUUCUAACCGGAGUACAUCCAAGGAUCCGUGGCCGAGUUUGGAAGGAGGUCUUAGUCUUCCGGGAGCUGAGAGUUGUGCACAUCUACGGAAUCAUGAACUAUGGAGGGCAAUGCUACAGACGCUUGGAGUACUCAACGAACUGCAAGUACGCCCUUGCAGGCUUGCAGCCGGCCUUUCAAAAUCGACCAUCGCCAUGGCCAGAGUGGGGCCGUCACCAGGCCGGCAAGCCAGAGACGGAGCCCAAGAACUUCCCGGCGAGCGUGGUGCUUUGCCGAACCUUGGUGCGUCGAACACCCAUGAAGGGAGGCGGAGAAGAGGGGCGCGAGCCGCUGGAUGACCCGGCGCAGUGGUCCGACGGAGAUGUGAGUGAGGAGGAGGACGACGAAGGAGAGCGGACAGUCUGGGAAAGAGCGCAGCGAGAGGGAGAGCAGUACUUGCCUUCUCGAGUUCUGGAUGGCUUGCUUCCAGAAGCACUCCUGAAGAACUAUCGCUUCUACCAGACCAACAGUUGGCCCCAUCGGGUGAUUCACGGCUACAAGUUGAACGAGAAGAAGGAGGAGGAGGAGGAAGCCGGCGAGCCGCAGCACUUUGUGGAGGUGAGACUGGUGAAGUGUGCGGAGGUGAUUCCCACCAGGACGCGUGGCUGGCAGGCGACUGUGGCGCUGCACAGCCCUGGGCGACCAACCCACUACUUGUUGAACUUGCUCUAUGCAUCUGAGGGCUCGCCCCUGCAUUCUUUAGCCCGGACGCUGACUCGCUUUGAGGACUUGUCCUUUAUCCUCGCAUGGACCUGCGUCGACCCACAAGGCUCUGCAAAGCAGCCGAGCAUCGAUCUGGUGGAGCUCCCACGGCUGGCGGUGAACUUCAAGUGCAUGCAGAAAGACGGGGAGCUGCGGCUCUACUGCGUGGAUCACGGCGACCUGUUCCUGCCCAAUGGGCCGCCCACAGCGCUUCGCAGCGAAGCUGCACGUUUGCUAUCUCCGCUGCCACACGCCUUGCUCCUGCAGACCGAGAACUCCGAAUUCCACGUGCUUUGCCCCAACGUCAAGGUGUUCAGGCCGGUCAUCGACUCUGAUCCCUUUUCCACGGAGCUUGUCUUUGCCCGUGCUGACUUCAAAUGGAACAAGAAUUCCCGCAACAAGAGCUUUCUCUAUCCCGUACACCCGACCCUGUCCUUUCUGCAGACGCCCACCCAGAACUCCGCGCUGUACCUGCUUCUUAUGCAGUGGCUGCACCGGAACUAUGGGGAAGCGGCCGCGCUGGUGAACAGCAUCGCCACGGAUGACCGCUUGGAUGCUGGAGAAGCGCAGAUCUUCGAGCAAUUGAGCAUCAUUGGGGAUGCGGAUGCUGACACGCACGCCAUUCGGCUGCAGAUCACCCUGGCCAUGAGCAACGCGCCUGGCCUGGAUUGGCCCUGGGAGAACUGCAAGGAGGUGGAGGGCUACUUGAAGAAGCUGUCCCACGUGUCCGCUCGAUGCAGACUUUCCCAAGCAGACGAGACCAGAGUGCUCCGAAUUUGCUCGGAUGAGCGGAAGAGACGGGACCUGGUCCGGGCAGAGGUGAAGGCGAUGAAGCGGCAAUUCUGGGGCUAUUACGGCAAGGUAAAGCUGCAGCGAUACCACAAGAUCCUGACGGACCCAGUGGCAGCACUGGAAGCCACAGCGCAAGAUCACCGCGAGCUGCAAGAAUGGCUGAAGCACAUCAGGAAGAAGGUCCGGGCCGCGCAGCUCCCAGGGGGCCGCGAAGAAGUGAAAGAGGUUCUGACACAGGUGCUUGGUGGCUGGGAGAAGGAGGAUGCGAUGACAUCCUUGGUACUGGAGAAUAGGGAGAAGUACCUGGCUGCCCUGCAGGAUCCCACCCAGCGGCCAUUUGUAGUGCCCUGUCCAGAGAGACCCAAAGAGACAAAGUGGCAAAGCCACUUGGACCAGAACGUUUUGAUGUGCUCUUUGUUCGACCUGCUCUUCGAAGUCCUUGGUGCAGAGCUGCUCCUGCGAGAUGAUGUUGGCGAGGACUCCGAAGGGCCCGAGAUUCCUUUGAUGCGGCGCAUGUCCCUGCCCAUGGCCAUGGAGCAUGCCAAGAAAAUGAUCAACGGCGAGUGUCAGAUCUCCGACACCGGUACCUAUGCGUUGCUCUACUCUGUGUUCACGCGCAGCGUGGCCGUGAAGCUUGGUCGGUCCAAAGACGUCAACUAUCAGCACCAGCACAGCUUUGGCGAGCUGUUGCUUCAGCUCACUCCCGGGGCACGCAACCACGGCAUUCUCAACUCGGUUCUGCACAUCCUUGCUCUCAACCCUGAGACAGCUGCGGGGAUGCCUCAGCUGACAAAGCCGAAGAAAGUGCGGCUGGUCAAGCAGUGGAAGGCCAAGUUGAGCCAGAUCCAGAAAAGCUUGCUGGACGCCGCCUAUGGGCUGCAGCUCCAGUGGCCGCCUCACCCCAAGGACUUUGGCGAGCUCCCGGUCCCAGUGCACUGCGAAGUGGCCAACAUCUUCUUGGAGCUGCCGCCCAACAGUUUGGGAGGCCUGAACCCCCAGCGCCUCUUCAAUCUCCUGGGCGGCAAGGCUUCGUUGAGCCGAAGGCCAGUGAAUGUGGGCCUGGGUUGCGACUGGAGGCUGCUUUGCAGCUCCAAGCUGCAUACCGUCAGCAACGAGGACUUGGACGCCUUCGCCUCUCGACCUCUUCAUGCUCUAGUGGAGAAGCACAUUCGCUUCGAAGACCCAGCAGAAGAGGCAGCGGCAGACAUGCCCUUCGUCCUUGACGCACACCCGGCCAUGCAGCAUGCGGUGGCAAAGGCCUUCAUGGGCCGGCUCGCCAAAGAGAUGAAGAACUAUGCGGCCAUGCACAACAAGCAGAAGCGCCCCAGGCUGAUGCACAUGGACAUUGAUGGCAUUGUGGCAGGUGGCAAGGAGCCGCUGGAGAAGGCCAUGGCGCAGCUGGAGGAUUUGUUCAAAGGGCUGCAGGCCGUGAAGAAGCAGGACGAGAACUUCAUCAGCACCACCAUCGACCGCGUGAUGAAGGCAGUGGACGCUUGCAGCACCACCAGCGAGCGCCCCGACCAUCCUGUGGAGCGCUUGCAUUUCUGGCUCCUGCGAUACGCCGGUCACGAGACGGAGAUGUGGUUUCAGCUACUUUGCAGAACAUUGCUGAGCCCGGACUGCAUGACCGACUUCCAGCGCUUCAAUCCCUUCCUUACAGAGGAGGAAGUCCAGGAGUUGCUGGCAGCUUUGGCACAGAUGAUGCUUGUCACCUCUCGAAGACAGCAAGUUUGCCGGGCUAUGGACCACUGCCGCAACCUCCUGAGCUUACUGGGUCGUGAUAAUGCCUCCAGCUCGGCAGUGGCUCUGAAGGCAGGUCUCACGGAGAAGAGCUCCCUUCUGUCCAAUGCGAUAGCUGCUGAGCGCAUAUACAUCUCUGAGAAGGAUGGAAAGAAAGGCUUCGACCCGCGCUUCCUUCUCUUCGAGUUCAUCUCGGGCUUCCUUCUGCGGCCUCGGCAGGUGGAGAUGGUGCGAGAGUUCCUCAACAUCAUCCAUUCCGGAGGCAGUGCAGUCAAGCAAAUGAUCAUGGGCCAGGGGAAAACCACAGUGGUGACGCCUCUCCUCUCUUUUGUGCUGGCGGACUCUGAGCACCUCGUCGUCAUCGUGGUGCCACACGCGCUGCUGGAGUUCUCGCGCUCCGUGCUGCAGGGGACCUUUGCCUCGGUGGUGCAGAAGCAGGUGUCCACCUUCAAAUGUGAUCGUGCCGUGGACAUUGACUUCAACUUCUCCUUGAGCGUGGAUGCUGUCAGGCGGCAAGGAGAUCUCAUUGUCACUACGCCAGGAGAUGUGAAGUCUCUCCUCUUGAGAUUCCUGGAGCAACUGGAGGUCUCCAGCGACCGGCGCUCCAAGAAGAAUACUCCACAGCUCCGGCGAGAGACGCUGGAGAUGGGGAAAGUGCUGCAGAUGUUGCGAAAGCAAAGCGUCUGCAUGUUGGACGAGGUCGACCUUAUUCUGCACCCGCUCAAGUCGGAGUUGAACUUCCCCACCGGCCCAAAGAGCCUGAUCCACCACGCGCCGGAGCGUUGGCGCCUUCCGCUCCAUGUCCUGGACGGCUUCUUCGCCGCAGAGGAUCCGGCGAGAACGCCGGCUCAGCUGAAGGAGUCCCACGCGGCACGCCAGAUCUUGCAGACCCUGUCCGAGGUGGUGUUGCAGGGCACAGAGCGGAAGCAGCUGCAAAAGAACCCGCACCUGGUCCUACUCUCAGAGGACUUCUUCCAUGACGAGAUGAAGCCGAUCCUUUGCCAGUGGCUGUGCCUGUGGCUGACGAUCGAGCACGUGGGCCGAGUGUUUGAGGAGGGAUUUUCACCCAGCGAUCGGGGAUUGUCGGAGGAGGAGAUCACAGCCUAUUUGAUCACGAGGACGAGUCCAGUGGACGUGCAGAUGGUUGGCAGCAAAGAAGAGUGGGCCCAGUGGGCUGCGGACGCCCCAUGGCUUCAGGAGCUUCUGGCGGCGGGCAAAGGCUCUGCCGAGGGCGAGUUCAAUCCAGAGCUGGUGAGCAAGGAGCAGCGCGGGAUCUCUCUGCUUACAGAGUACAAGGCCACCAUCCUGGAGGGGGGCGACCAGCUCCGCCUGAAGCUCCGCGAGACCCCGGCAGCGCUGGAGAGGCGCUUGGCGCGCGUGAACCGACUUCCAGCCAAAGAUGUGCAGACGCUGAACUUGGGCGGCGAGUGGCUGCAGACCUUCUUGCCCCACUGCCUGCAGAAGAUCGACAGAGUCACCUUCGGCAUCAUGACGGAUGAGCAGGUGAAAGCUGCUCUUGCCGAGCAGCCGCUCAUGCCGCUGACCCGUUCCAAGCUGGCGAUUCCCUUUGUGGGCAAGGAUGUGCCAUCGCAGAGCUCUGAAUUUGCCCAUCCUGACAUUGUGCUGGGCCUGACCUCUUUCGCCUACCGAUAUGAGGGUCUCCGGCGGUCAGACUUCGAUGAGGUCAUGUCUGCUCUCGCAGACCGCCUGGAGAACGAAGGAGGUGGCUCCCAACUCGAGAGACCAACGGCUCUGCGCUGGAAGGCUUGGGUGGAGGAAGCAGGUGCUGUGUUCUGCGUCAAGCAGCGGGAGAUGGACGAGCGGACCAAUGAGGACACCGGAGAAGAUCCUCGAGCAGACAAGCGCCCUCGAGUGCUUCCCCUUCAUCUUCUGGAAAAGACAAACGCGCCUCAGAUGCAGCGGCUCUUUGAACUCUUCAGGAGGCUGCCAUCUGCCAUUCACUUCUACUUGGAGAACAUCAUCUUCCCCAACUUCAUGCGCUUCCAGGAGCAGAAGUUCUCUGCUUCUGGCCAGGAGAUGGGCGGAUCCAUCCUCUUCCGGCAAAGGCUCGGCUUCUCCGGCACGCCCAGCGAGCUCAUGCCGCGCGAGCUGGGGCAAUGCGAAUACGAGCCUGGCAGCGAGGGCGAGGUGGUGAGCACUUUGACGUCUCCUUCCAUCGUGUCCUUCAAGACCCUGGGCUCUGACUGGACCGUGGAGGCGCUCCUGGACGCUGUGGCUGAAGCCGCCGAGCGCGGGGAGUGCCAAGCGCUCAUCGACACCGGCGCACUGGUCACCGGCCUCACGAACAAGGAGGUGGCAGAACACCUGCUGGGCUUCAAGAAGCGUGCGGAUGGCACGAUGCCAGCGAUACUGCCAGAGUGGAUCGAGGGCGUGGUGUACAUCGAGGAGGACGGUGCCAAGCGCAUUCUGAACCGCCAGUCCCGUGAGGUGGGCAAACUCGCUGACAGCGGCGUGCCCAUCUCUGCGAGGUUCUGCUUCUAUGACCAGAUUCACACCACAGGCAUGGACAUUCAACACCGUCUUGAUGCUGUGGCUGCACUGACACUGGGCAAGGAUAUGGUGUGGCGCGACUUUGCACAGGGCGCAUACAGGAUGCGAGGAAUUGGCCGAGGACAAAGCAUAUGCCUCUACAUUAUUCCUGAGAUUGAGCAGCUGAUCUAUCGCGACAUGGGCCUUGCUCACUUGGCACAGUUGCCUCGCUUUUCAACGCUUGGACAUCGGCACAAGGGCGUCCUCGAUGCCGUUGCCUGCUGGCUGCUUUGCCAGUCCAUGCGCACCGAGAAAGUGCAGUACGCCAUGCUCCAGCUGCAGAACCUGGCAAACGUGUGGCGCAGGAGCUCCCUGGCCCUGGUCAUGGGUGACUACGAGGCCAUGGCUGGCAUGAAGCCGGACACCCUGGCGCGGAUCCAGGUUUACAAGGAGCCCAUCGACUUCAAGGUGCCUUCCAAAGUGCCGCAAAUGGACACCAUGGGCGCCGCUGCCGAGCGCAGGAUUGACGCCGCUCAACGAUUUGUGGAAGAUGCUGAUAGGCCGGAAGUGGAAGAGAUUCGAGGCAACAUGCAGCGGUUGGCUGAGGCCGGAGCUGAGUCUCAAGAAACCGAAGGAGAGCGUGGUCUCGAGACUGAGCAGCAGCGGGAGCAGGAGCAGGAGAGGCAGCAGGAGGUCGAAGAGGAGAGCCAGAGGGAGCAGGAGAUCCAAAUCGAGAAGUUUGUGGAUUUGAUGCACUGCCGAGAUCAUGAGGAGCCAGUUCCAUGGGAUGUGGAUACCCUCUCGGUGCCGGAAGAGAAGACUUUACCGAAGCAGUUCUACGAGGCCCGCGAUUUUUGCCUUUGGAAGAGACAGCCGCUGAAGUCGCUGCCGGAGGAGUGCUUGCUUUCAAGGAACUGGUUUGAUCCUCAAUGGAGCGGAUUCAGACGCGUGAAGAAUGUCUUCAUGCAGCUGGAAUGGGUCACGGACAGGUCCCGCCUUCAGCGCGGCAAGAACGAAGUACCCCUCACUCGUGCAGAAGAGCACGAGAUGCACCGCAAGAUGCACCUGAUUUGGGACCUGCUGAAUCGCAAAGGGGCCGGUGAGUGCGAGAUGGCGCCCAAGUGGCGCUACCGCGCCGAGGAGGCCCAGGGCUCCCCUGCGUCCCAAGGCGGGCAGCACGUGGAUUUCGAGCCGCCGGAAGGCCAGAUCCUCCACAUGGAGAUCCUGCGGCUGUUGCAGGCCUCCUUUGACUGGGACACGGCGUUUCACCGGGUCUCCACCGCCAUGGCGGUUCUGCAAAGCGGAGGCGAUCCCGAGGUAGCGGUGGCAACAAAAGCUUGCUCGGAGGAGGAUGCACGCCUUGGCUACGUGGACGCUUGCCGGUUGCUGCGUUCCGCAUAUUUCCGCCCGCGAGAUGAGGGGCGUGGCUUCAUCGUGCUAUCUUUGGCCGAGGCCGAGACACUCCGCAGGAUCAUGCACUGUCGCGUGGGCAGACCUUUGCUGCCGCAGCAUCCGGAGACCAGUGUGGCCUUGCGCUGUGUCAUGUCCAACCACAUGGUCUUCGACGAGUCGUUGGGCUUCGGAGCCGGGCCCAAGUUUCAGACAUCGACGAUGCAGCAGGUGGCGCGUUUCUUGGACUGCCAGACCUUCUACCGUGAGCCGGAGAUCUCGGUGCUGCUGCGCGCCAUUCAGCACGACCAGCCCUUUGCGCGGCGCCGAUUCCUGGAAAGCCUGGGCAGCUGCAGACGUAGGGCCUUGUCCAACUGGCAGGAGCAGCCAAUUUCUGCAGUGCUGCAGAGGAACUGGCUAGAGUUUGACCAAACCCUGUCACGACUGCGAGCCGUGCGCCUGAGAGACGCCAUUGAGGGUCAAGGCUUGUCGGUGGAGGCCGCGUUCCAAAAGUACGACGUGGACAAUUCGGGACUGCUGGAGCCAAUGGAAUUCUGCCGGGCGCUGCAUGAUUUGGGCUUUGCAUUCACGGCGGAAGAGGUUGCAAAUUGGGUCGAAGCGAUCGAUGAGAAUGGUGACUACUGUGUGGACAAUCAAGAGUUCCUGGCCUUUGUGAAGACCCAAGUGAACAGCCUGCUGACCAGCGGCAUCUCCGGCCACAGUUCCUUGCCGGAGUCCAUUGGCACAGCCAAGAAGCCAAAGGUGCAAGACAUCUCGCAUCACAAGCCACUUGGAAGAGGCAAACCAGCGACGUGGUCACUGCAGCAGAGGUGGAACAAGAAGUGCACUUGCGGAAAGCCAGGCAGCGGAAGGCAGAAGCUGACGAGGAGCGGCUGAAGGCUGAGGAGGAGGAGGGGAUCGAGGUACUGAUUGAAGAAGAGCUUGGACAGAAUCCAGAAAGCGGUGAAGGUUGGACGGAGUACAACUUCCAGGCUGCACGACUGCCGAAGGAAACCUAUGCACUCGGAGUCGUGGAGCUGGUGCCUGAGCUCUAUGGCUCCUCAGGGAAGAGCUUCUGCUUGCUGGAGCCCGGGGCAGGCGGUGAAAGAACUUCAGCUACGCGGCACAGCUGGCGGCCGAAUCAACUGCUAUUCCUUGACGCUGUGGUUCCGAGUGCCGAACCUGCCCUUGAAAGCGGACCGGCUCAUUUUCCUGGACUUUCCGAGGCAGAGCAACGAUCCUCAGCAGUUCGACACGCCUGAGGAGGAGCAGAACACCGGCAAAAUCUUCAUUUGGAAGAAUGGCAUUGUUGCGCCAGAAGGUUGCCAUGAGCCCCGCGUACUCUCCAAGAAAAAGCGAAGGAACCAUGCCUCUCGCGGCACACCAUCGGCCAUGGCGGCUGGGGAGUGGCAGCUGAGAUUCACCAUCCAGGCGGGCAGGACGGCAAGGAAGAGAACGAAGAAGGCGAGGACGGAGGUGAGUCAAAGAACAAGGAGAAUGACGAGAACGAGGAGAAUGAUGAAACCGCUGAACACAAGGACGGUGAUGCAGAGAAGGAGGA